CAGAAAUCAUGAAACAGGUGAUACUAAAACUCGCAUAAAAGUAUUCAUCGUGAUGACCAUUUUCAACUCCAGUGAUAUUUACAAAAUUUGACUGGUUCUUCGAAAGAGAUGCCAUAGAUUCUAACCGACUAUAAUAUCACAAACAAGAUGCCAGAACAUUCCACUCUUAGCAGGCCAGGCCCACCUGUUAAAAGAAUAUCAGGCCUGUCUGUGGCUUCCCUGCACACCGGCCCAUCCAGGACACUGUCAGGAAUAAGCGGCAGGGUGGGUCACAAUGACUUGAGCACUCCUGCAUCAGUGAGUAGGGGAACUGUGGUCACCAUACCAACAGAGGAACUCCAUAUGGCAGAGGAGACACAUGGUCAGGGUUACAAGAAUGCAAAGAUACCUUACCAGGAGAUGUCCAGUAAAGACAGGAAGUCGCAGCCAUGGGAGGAUAGUUCGCCACGACAAGAACAGUUCAUGUCUCAGCAGUCUUAUGCCACACCUUUGCCUCGCAGGUUCAACAGACAUGCAUCAGACAUGUCACCUACAUUUACAGCUGAGAAUGAAAAGUACAUGACCGAACUUCGGCAGUUUAUUCGUCAACAUUUCCACAUUCUGGAGUGUAACAGAUUUGUUCCUGCUCCCGGCCAGGGCGGAAAGAAAAUUAGAGCUGUCAAAUGUAAAUGUGGUGGCGUAUUAACAGAACAUGCAGGCAUCUCCCAGGCCAAGAUUGUCAAGAAACAGACCGUGGACCUGACCAACAUAGCAGAGAUGGCCAUUGUGCCCCCUGAGUUGAGGCCCUACUUCCGUCGUGAGAAGUUGGACGACAUAUGUCCAGAGAAGUUUCCUAUGCUGAAAUGGGGGGAGGAGGCAUUCCGUAAAACAGUGACCAACACAUUCGGCAAGAUUGACUUUGUCAAUGUGGAACACAAGGGUGGGAAGAAACCAGCAAAGUACAUUCGCCUGUGUGCUGACAGUGCUGUGGAGGAUGUUUUCAAUCUGAUGCAAGACUAUUGGAAGAUAAUGGAGCCCCAGGCGCCGAACCUCGUCAUCUCGGUGGUGGGAGGAGCUAAAAACUUCAAACUUGAUGGCAGAAAUAGAACCACAUUCUCUGAUGGACUUAUCAAGACAGCCAAGACGACAUCAGCUUGGCUUAUAUCCAGUGGUUUCAACAUGGGAGUGAUGAAGGCUGUUGGUCAGGCUGUACAACAGGGUCAAUCAUUUGCGUGGGAUAACAACCGUAUGGCACACCGCCUCCGCUGUAUCGGUAUCGCACCCUGGGGCUAUAUACGGGACAGAAAAUGCCUCGUGGAAACAAAUUCUGGACAGGGCCAGUUCUAUGCCAAGUACCGUACAAGUAACGUGAUUCUACACGGUGAGCCUGUGCCUCUCAACGCUGACCACACUCACUUUAUAUUUGUGGAUGACGGCUACAGGAACCGGUAUGGGGGCGUGGCUGAAAUGAGGUCGAAGAUUGAACAGAGAAUAUCAGCGCCUAAAUCUGAUGGUGGACUAGAGAUCCCUGUGGUGCUUAUAGUGGUUGAGGGAGGGAUAGACGCCAUCGAGGAUGCGAAAUCUUCUGUCCAGCAUGAUAUCCCUGUGGUUGUGUGCUCUGGCACUGGGAGAGCAGCAGACAUUCUGGCAUACGCGUACACUCACACCAAAACAUCUUCCAGUGGUGAGCGUGAAAUGUCUGACAAGCACCUGAAGAAGCUCCGUGAGAAGAUAAUUGACGCAUACGGGAAGGCUUGGAAGGCAAUGGAAAAAGAGACGAAAUUUACGAACAUCAAGGAUUCUGUCCAAAUCUGUUGUAAAAAUCCUGACCUUAUGACAGUGUUCAACAUGAACAAACAUGAUGAGCUUGACCUGGCCAUCUUGUCUGUGCUGCUCAAGAAGAAUUCAGGGGCAGAUAAGCAUGUGGGGGACACAAACCAGCGACUCAACCAGCUGAGACUCGCGCUUACAUGGAAUAGGGUUGACAUCGCACAGGAGGAAAUCUUCCGAGAAGAUGUACUCUGGGAGCAAGGUAGCCUAGACCAAGUGUUGACAGAGGCCAUAGUAGAUGACAAAGUGGCCUUCCUCAAGCUGAUCCUGGAACAGGGAAUCAUCUUCAAGGAGUUUCUUACCAUGGACAGGCUCAAUAUCCUCUACAGCAAGGUGCCUAAGUUUCACCCAAUUUUCAAGCUCCUACACAAGCUCACAGGAAUGUCUGAACUCAACCUGAACAAUGUCGCCAAGCUGCUUCUCAAGCUGCUGGACAGGUUUGAUGAAAAUGAGAUGUCAGUGUUCUCCGACGUGGAUGGUGCCUAUGUCAUAGACAAUGAGCAGGAGCAGGAGAAAGAGUUCUUGCGGCCAUACAAACACCUCCUCAUUUAUGCUGUGUUGCUCUACAGGCAGGACCUGGCCAAAUUUUGCUGGGAGAUGGGUGAUGAACCAGUUACCAGUGCCAUCGCGGUCACACGGCUCUAUGGAGCCAUGGCACGACACAUUACGAGGGAUGAGUCGAAUGUCAGAGAUAUGUUCCAUCAGUAUAAAAUUGAGUUUGAGCUGCUAGCGACAGACGUAUUGGAAGAAUGUCACCAAAGUGACCCUGACAAAGCCAUGAUGAUUGUGGAACGCCGGUCUCCAGUCUGGGGAGAAAUGACCUCCCUCCAGAUAGCAGCUGCUUCUAAUGAUCAGGUGUUUUUGUCAGCAGAAGCAUGCCAGAAUUCGAUAACCACGACUUGGAAACAAGGCAUCAUGUCCGGAUGGUCAAAGAUGUUUUUAGCCAUUAUCUGCCCGCUGCUUGUCCUCUGCAAUAUGGAGAUCACAAACAUUGGCACCAUCCAACUCAAGUGGUACCAGAAACUUGGGGCCUUCUACACUUCGCCCAUUGCCAAGUUCUGUCAUAAUCUGUUCAUGCACCUGAUAUUCCUCGGGAUUUUCUCGUACCUCGUAUUGGUUGAUCUGACGCCGGACCGUGUGACACCCCUUGAAAUUGUCUGCUUCAUAUGGGUCGUCUCCCUAAUGGUCGACAAAAUAUAUGUGUUUAUAACUUUCCCAGCGCCGACCCUGAUGUCUAAGCUCCGUGAUUGGUACGGCAUGGUGAACUACUUGGAGGCGCUCAACUACCUUUUGUACAUCCUUGCCUUCAUUCUCCACCUCCUCGACUUCUACCAAGCCUCCAAAGUCCUCUACUGUAUCAACUCUGUCGUCUUCAUCUUGUUCUUGACCAAGUUCUACACGGCCAGUACCAGCAUUGGCCCCAAGAUGGUCAUGAUUCAGAGAAUGUUGGGCGAGCUACAGCUGUUCAUAUUUGUGGUGUUGGUAUUCCUAUUGGCAUAUGGGAUCGCGGCCCAGGGCCUUCUGUACUCUGAGCGUUCCCCGAGCUGGACCAUACUGAGGGACGUCUUCUACUAUCCGUACUGGCAACUUUACGGGGAAUUGUUUUUUGAUGCCAUUGGGGACGACGGUGAUGGUUGUGACAGUGACCAGUCAAUGGGCAAGUGCAUCCAGGGAGAUCGUGAUUGUCUGACUUACCACUGGAUGGUGCCGUUUAUCCUCGCAGCCUACCUCAUGAUUGGAAACAUCCUCCUCCUUAACCUUCUCAUAGCUAUAUUUAGUAACGUGUUUCACACAGUUGAGAAGAACUCAUUUGAGAUAUGGAAGUUUCAAAUGUAUUACCUGGUAAUGGAGUACAACCAGAAAACGUUCCUCGCUCCGCCUCUGUCCAUCUUCUGUCACGCAGCCCUGGCUCUUAAGUGGCUCUAUGAACUUGUAUGCUGUAAACUGAAGCACGAAGAGCAGUUCCUGGGCCGGAAGCAUCUGGAGUGGUUACAGAUAUUUGAGAAGGAGAUGAUGGCCAACUACCUCCGCCUUCGUCGGGCUGCCGACCAGAACAGCCUUGAUACACGCGUACAGCAGCUGGAGAAGAGAGUUGACAUGUUGACAAAGCUGAUUGAGGAUGAGGUUAUACAGGACCAGCAGCCAGAGCUGCCCCCGGAGCUCACAUUUGUGGCAGGUGAGACAGGCCAACGGCUAAUUACCUCCCGAUCCAGCUCGGUACUUUCCCAGGCCGGCAGGAGUUACAACGCCUGGCCUUCCACUCUUGAUGUCAUGGCAGUGAGCGUAGCUGAAGGCGCUACUGAUGGUUCCCUUAAAAACCUCAGCUCAACUCACCCUGGUCCGAAACCACAGGCUCAACUGCUGAGAGUGAAGUCAGGGUACCAGCUGAUUCAUAAGCCAACUUCACCUGUGCUUUCUCGCAUGAAAUCUGCUCCUAACCUUCUACACGGCCAGUCUGAAAAAGAGCGGGAACACAUCGAUGAACCAGUCAAGGAAGUUAAAGGUGAUGUUUUAGAUCUUGAUAAAGAGAAAGAUGAUACCAUGAAGGACAUUGAUAAUGAUAAAAAUGUUGGUGCCAUUGGUGGGAUGGAGUUGACUGAGAAAGAAUUAGAGAAAAUAAGGAAAAAGGAAGAAAAAGAAUUGCGGAGAAAGAAAAGACAAGAACGAAAAGAAGAAAAAAGGAAAAAGAAAGAAAUGAAGGAAAUUAAUGACAAGUUUGACAAUGAGAUGAAUGAUGUGAACAGACCUGGUAAUACAAACAAACCUGAUCGGCAGGUGACCUUUGACCUUGAUGAGGAAGAGGCUGAAAGGUCAAGGCCUAUGACAGCUCCUGAAAUGUUUAGGUCAAUUGAAAUUGAUGAGCAAGAAAACAUAGCAGACAAUAGUGGAAGAUUUGAACAUCGUUCUGCAUGGUGAAAAGCUUAAAGUUUCAAUUCAGUAGUUGAGCACUCUAAUGAUUGCAAUAAUAUGAGUAAUAAUGAUAUUUAGUGUGUUUGUUGUUGAUUUUUCUGAACAAUAUAAAAAUAUUCAAGUAUUUCUUUAAAUACCUAGACCAAGUGCUUAAUUAAUUGCUUGAUAAAUGUGUUCGAAAAUGUAUAAUAUACUCUUUGAUCUUUUUGUUAAUGCUAUUUGGCACAAUGUGCUUGAAAUAAGAUAAGCUUUUAGUGUCAGGUUUGAAAAUACUGAAGUUGAUACUACUGUUUGCAAAUAGAGGAAGCGAAACUUGCUUGUAGUCUGUAAAUAAACUCACACUGCACAAACAAUAACAGUCAAACUCAGCAUUUUCAACAGGUUUUGAAGGCCGCGUUUAAGUCACCGCACUGCUUCAGUAUUCGCAAUUGGCCUGUUUUUGACCUGCUGAUUAUAUUACCAGCUUAACCAAAUAUCUUUGAAAUAUGUCUGAUAAAAUUUUAACAGUUUUGUCACAUCAUACUUUUACAUCCUUUACUGGCAGACUUUUCAUGUUCCUCAAACUUAAAUUCUUCUGCAGGCAGUCACGGACUAGAGCAGAAUUAAUAAUUCAUUUAAUACUUAAAGAAUUUAAUAUUUUUUUCAAACAUUAGUAGUUUGAUUAUCAAAAAUGUGUCAUAGAGUUUACUAUUUUUGUAUUGUGAUACUCAAUAAUGAUAUUAUAGGAAAUUUGCUAAUGAUCGUGUUGCCUUCGUUCGCACAUAUGAGUGCAUUAACAUAUCUAUCAUCAUUUGUAUUUUAUAUAUCUAACCACUUCUAAGGUAUCUUUAACCAUUUAAUAUACAAUGGGCUGAUUCUUCAAAACUUUGUUAAAGUUAACAACUGUGUUAACAUUAUCAUUAACUUUCAAAAAAGUGUAACUGCUCUGGACGUUUUAUGGAAACAAGGGUGCACUUGUGACCUGCAGUAUUUGUAACAAGAUUUGAGACAGCUGUGUCAGCUGUACUUCUGUUAUGUUUAUUUCAACUAUUUGACUGAACAAUCGGCCCAUUGUCGUGGUCAUUGAUCACAUUGUUAACUUUAACAAAGCUUUGAACAAUCGACCAUUGUCAUGGUCAUUGAUCACAUUGUUAACUUUAACAAAGCUUUGAACAAUCGGCCCAUUGUCAUGAUCAUUGAUCACAUUGUUAACUUUAACAAAGCUUUGAACAAUCGACCAUUGUCAUGGUCAUUGAUCACAUUGUUAACUUUAACAAAGCUUUGAACAAUCGACCAUUGUCGGGGUCAUUGAUCACAUUAUUAACUUUAACUAAGCUCUGAACAAUCGACCAUUGUCGUGGUCAUUGAUCACAUUAUUAAUUUUAACAAAGCUCUGAACAUUCGACCCAUUGUCCUGGUCCUUGAUCACAUUGUUAACUUUAACAAAGCUCUGAACAAUCGUCCCAUUGUCGUGGUCAUUGAUCACAUUGUUAACUUUAACAAAGCUCUGAACAAUCGACCAUUGUCAUGGUCAUUGAUCACAUUAUUAACUUUAACAAAGCUUUGAACAAUCGUCCCAUUGUCAUGGUCAUUGAUCACAUUGUUAACUUUAACAAAGCUUUGAACAAUCGACCAUUGUCAUGGUCAUUGAUCACAUUAUUAACUUUAACAAAGAUUUGAACAAUCUACCAUUGUUGUGGUCAUUGAUCACAUUGUUAACUUUAACAAAGCUCUGAACAAUCGACCAUUGUCGUGGCCAUUGAUCACAUUAUUAACUUUAACAAAGCUCUGAACAAUCGACCAUUGUCGUGGUCAUUGAUCACAUUGUUAACUUUAACAAAGCUUUGAACAAUCGACCAUUGUCGUGGUCAUUGAUCACAUUGUUAACUUUAACAAAGCUUUGAACGAUCGACCCAUUGUCAUGGCCAUUGACCACAUUGUUAACUUUAACAAAGCUCUGAACAAUCGACCAUUGUUGGGGUCAUUGAUCACAUUGUUAACUUUAACAAAGCUUUGAACAAUCGACCCAUUGUCAUGGCCAUUGAUCACAUUGUUAACUUUAACAAAGCUCUGAACAAUCGACCAUUGUUGGGGUCAUUGAUCACAUUGUUAACUUUAACAAAGCUUUGAACAAUCGACCCAUUGUCAUGGCCAUUGAUCACAUUGUUAACUUUAACAAAGCUUUGAACAAUCGACCAUUGUUGUGGUCAUUGAUCACAUUGUUAACUUUAACAAAGCUUUGAACAAUCGACCAUUGUCGUGGUCAUUGAUCACAUUGUUAACUUUAACAAAGCUCUGAACAAUCGACCAUUGUCGUGGUCAUUGAUCACAUUGUUAACUUUAACAAAGCUUUGAACAAUCGACCAUUGUCGUGGUCAUUGAUCACAUUGUUAACUUUAACAAAGCUUUGAACAAUCGACCCAUUGUCGUGGCCAUUGACCACAUUGUUAACUUUAACAAAGCUCUGAACAAUCGACCAUUGUUGUGGUCAUUGAUCACAUUGUUAACUUUAACAAAGCUUUGAACAAUUGACCCAUUGUCAUGGUCAUUGAUCACAUUGUUAACUUUAACAAAGCUCUGAACAAUCGGCCCAUUGUCGUGGCCAUUGACCACAUUGUUAACUUUAACAAAGCUUUGAACAAUUGGCCCAUUGUCAUUGAUCACAUUGUUAACUUUAACAAAGCUUUGAACAAUUGGCCCAUUGUCGUGGUCACUGCUAUUUUAUGUUACCAUCACUAUGCCAUAUUCAUAAAUUGAUGUAAUACUCAGAUUGACAAAUUUGCUAUCAACCAUACUUAAUAUAUGUACAUAUUUGCUUAACAUUAGAUCCUUCUAAUAAAUGUUAAAGUAUUUGUUAAAGAAACAAAUAGAAACAUCCAUUUAUGUAUAAAGAAAAAAAAGUUUUUAGGUUAUUGACUUAUCUGUUAAAUAAGCAUGUCUAAGCUCUAGGAGCCUCUAAAUUGUAAAUGCCAAUUGUAGCCUAUCUGUUUUUUGGAAGUUAAAUGUUAAGGCUGGUAACAACCAUUGAUGUAUUUGUUGUCCGCAGAAGUCAUACGAAAAAAUCAACCUUUUGCCAUAUCUCAAAAACUGUACAACUGUUUAACAUAUUCACAGGUAAAUAUAUUUAAAGAAUAUAGCAUCAAAUAUAUUAUUAUGCCCCCUUUUGAAAAAAGUGGGGUAUAUUGUUUUGCACAUGUCGGUCGGUCGGUCUGUCUGUCUGUCGGUCGGUCGGUCGGUCGGUCGGUAGGAAUACCAAAUGGUUUCCGAUCAAUAACUUGAGAACGCUUUGACCGAGGGACCUCAUACUUGGUAUGUGUAUUGGUCAUCACCAGCAGAUGAACCCUAUUGAUUUUGAGGUCAGUGGGUCAAAGGUCAAGGUCAGUGUGACCUUUACAUGAAAAACGGUUUCCGAUCAAUAACUUGAGAACGCUUUGACCCAGGGACCUCAUACUUGGUAGGUGUAUUGGUCAUGACCAGCAGAUGAACCCUAUUGAUUUUGAGGUCAGUGGGUCAAAGGUCAAGGUCAGUGUGACCUUAACAUGAAAAACGGUUUCCGAUCAAUAACUUGAGAACGCUUUGACCCAGGGACCUCAUACUAGGUAGGCUUAUUGGUCAUGACCAGCAGAUGAACCCUAUUGAUUUUGAGGUCAGUGGGUCAAAGGUCAAGGUCAGUGUGACCUUUACAUGAAAAACGGUUUCCGAUCAAUAACUUGAGAACGCUUUGACCCAGGGACCUCAUACUUGGUAGGUGUAUUGGUCAUGAC
This is a messenger RNA of Mya arenaria, 8462 nucleotides long. Its product is annotated as transient receptor potential cation channel subfamily M member-like 2. The coding region runs from base 148 to 4725 and encodes 1525 amino acids. The record is from RefSeq and is a predicted model, not a curated record. Gene Ontology annotation, molecular function: monoatomic cation channel activity. Gene Ontology annotation, cellular component: membrane. NCBI's taxonomy places the organism in Eukaryota, Metazoa, Mollusca, Bivalvia, Myida, Myidae. The transcript is spliced from 28 exons. Gene Ontology annotation, biological process: monoatomic cation transmembrane transport.